AAUACCGUAUCAGUGUAUCCCCAGACGCCGGGAGCGCUGCCACCAUGUGGCAAAUAAACUCGUAUACGCGUAAUCUAUAAUUAAAAUAAACUUAUUUCGGUAUCAGUAGCUGUCACCAUGAGUCAUCAUCAGACGAAGAGAAAAAUACAAUAUUGGGCGGGAUUAUGCGCGGCAUCAAACUUUAUGUUCACCGGCGCGGUGAUAUCUUGGCCUUCACCAGCUAUUCCUAAGUUCCAAAGCGGAGAGGCAGACGUGCAAAUUACUGAGGCGCAAAUAUCAUGGAUAGCCUCCCUGUUCGCCAUCGGCGCAAUCUUGGGGUGCUUCAUCGGGCACCCGCUGUUGGACCGCGUGGGCCGUCGCAAGGCGCUCCUCUGCGGGACGCUGCCUGGAAUCAUAGGUGCGGGUAUAAUACUAAUCACGAAGUCAGCCGAGAUGUUGUAUUUUCCAAGAAUAUUGUGUGGAGUUUCUUUAGGAAUUACUGCCGUGGUAGUAAUGAUCUAUAUCACAGAAAUAGCUGACAAGGAGAUCAGAGGCGCGCUAGGCAUGUCGGUUCAAGUGACCAACAACCUUGGCAGCCUGAUCGUCUACUGCGUAGGUCCGUUCGUAACCUACAAAAUGCUCAACGCGCUGGUCCUCGCCAUUCCUCUCGCCAACUUGCUGAGCUGCCUAUGGAUACCUGAGUCGCCUUACUACCAUGUAAAAGAUGGUAGGAUUGCGGCCGCUAGGAUAGAGUUUAUGAAGUUGAAGGGUACUAACGAUGAAAAGUGGGUGGACGAACAGUUAGGCAUUAUACGGGCACAUGCGAGGGAAAGCAUGGAGAAUAAGACUACCCUCUGGGAGCUAGUCUCAAACAUGAAGUAUAGAAGAGCUUUGUAUAUAGUUACAGGCCUGAAGAUGCUACAAUACAUGACCGGCGGGAUGGCCAUCCAAGCGUAUCUCGAAGUCAUCUUCAGACAAAGCAGUUCCAUAUCUGGACCACUCGUCAGUAUUGUCUACGGUUUCGUACAGCUUGUCACAGGAGUAGGAGGAGCAUUGCUAGCAGGCUACUUCGGCCGACGGAUCCUUAUGUUCAUCUCGGACUUAGGUGUAGCGCUCUCAAUGAGCGCCCUAGCCCUUUACUUCUACCUCCAAGACACAGUCAAACUCAGUCCUGAUACACUCUCUACAAUCUCCUUCUUACCUUUAAUAGGGUUGUUCGGGUUCAACAUAUUUUAUUCCGUAGGCAUAGGGAUGUUACCUUAUGUGAUGCAAGCGGAACUGUUCCCUAUAAACGUAAAGACAGCGGCAUCUAGUUCAGCCACUGUGAUGGCGUGUGUCAUGAACUUUGUUAUAACCAAGUGUUACCACGGAAUCAGGGCAGGCUUGGGUCACUCUGCCGUGUUCUGGGCCUUCGCUGUAGUAGGUUACUUAGGUUUAUUUUUUAUAUAUUUUUUCGUGCCAGAAACUAAGGAUAAAACGCUGGAAGAGGUGCAGGAUAAUAUGCUGGAGAAGAACCAAGAGGCAACGGCACUUAAAGAAAUGGAGGACAUUAGUUGAUCUAAUCUUAGAGUAAAGCCAAUUUUAAAAUUAAUGCUCUUGCAUCGAGUUAGGUCACAUUCAAAUUUGUUGUAUAGUACAGAGGUGUUCAUUUUAGGAUUGGUUUUACUCAAACUAACAACUUCUUAUUGAAUAAAUAUUGUACUUUCGACUGUUCAUAUGAGCCAGAUUGUUAUCUCUAGAUCACGGGACUUGUAAAUGAAAGUGUAACAAACGAAAUCAGUGUUGAUCAGCAAACAAACACCUAUAACAAUAUUGACUGUAACAUGUUAUCUGUUUAUUUUAUUCAUUUACAAGUGCCUUAAACAUUCGUCUGAAUGUACACAGGGUGUUUUCGGGGUCGUGGAGCAAGAAAACAAGACAUCAUACAGAAUUCAAAGAUGAGCCUAAUGUUAUUAUUUAUCACGAAUAAUAAUGAUGAUUAUUUUUUAGAUGACAAGUAGAAAAAAAAAAAAAUUGCAUACAAUUUGGUCAAUGUGACGUCUUGUCGCUUUUCAUACAGCGUAUAUCAAAAGUCAGGUGACCAUGAUUACUUAGUAUAAGUUGAAUUUUACUGGAAAAGUAAGAAAAAGUUAACUAAUUAUCUUUUAAUCAAAUACUACCAUAUGAUAAUAUGGAUCAUUUACAGUCACAAAAACUGGUUCUGGAUCACGACCCAGAAAUCACUCUGUAUACUUAUGGUAACAUUGUUAUAGAUCGUAAAUAUACCAAUCCUAAAAUGCAAAAUUUGAUGAAGGAGCCGACCGACACUGUUUAAUAUUUACUCAAGUUAGUAUCAAAUGAUGUUAAUGUUGUGAAAUUCUGGCUUUUAUUAGACGUAAGCAUUAACAGUGAUAAGAUAAUCCACAAUAAUGUGUGCAUAACUGCAGUUUUUAUAAAAUAAUAGUUGUGUUCAUUUGGCACCUUAAUAAAACACCAAAUGUGACAAUAAAAUUGUAUUCUGUUGAAUAAAAAUAUGAAAUACAUAUCGAAUACUUAUUAAACUGUGAUAAAUACACUAGAAACCUGUUACGUCUA
Molecule: messenger RNA, 2553 nt
Organism: Cydia strobilella
Lineage: Eukaryota; Metazoa; Arthropoda; Insecta; Lepidoptera; Tortricidae
Product: facilitated trehalose transporter Tret1-like
Exons: 8
Coding region: 118-1536 (472 amino acids)
Biological process (GO): transmembrane transport
Cellular component (GO): membrane
Molecular function (GO): transmembrane transporter activity
Source: RefSeq, a predicted model, not a curated record